This is a messenger RNA of Cyclocybe aegerita, 924 nucleotides long. NCBI's taxonomy places the organism in Eukaryota, Fungi, Basidiomycota, Agaricomycetes, Agaricales, Hemipholiotaceae. The record is from the annotation of a GenBank genome assembly.
AUGCCUGCAAUGUCAUCCAGCUCUUCCCAACCGAUCGUUAUCCCUCCUCUCACAACAGAGGAAGAGGACCAAAUUAUCCUUACUCGAAUAACGGUCGAUGAACGCCCUCUUCGACGCAUAAUCAAGAAGUUCCACACCUACACCUCGCUCUCGCAUGCACCCAUUGUUCCUGUUGUCACAACGGCACCUGCAAUUCCAAACUCCGUUGAAGAUGCCCGAGAAGCAUUCAUUGUGGAAUUGGCCUCGUUUGAACUGUUGAUGAAGAAAACUGCCAUGAUAUGCGAGGCUGAGACGCGACAGGUGGAGGAAUACCAGAGGGAACGACUACGACUAGACAAUGAACGUGGCACUCUGAAAGCGCAGAUUGAAGAGCUAAAAACUGCCUUGGAACACGCUCAAAUGUUACGCCGCAGAAAAAUCGAGUAUGAUCUCGUUGCAGAGAAAGUUAACACACUUCCUGCCAGAGACGAGCUUGAAUCAACGAUUAGGGCUUUAGAAAACGACAUGGCUGCAAUACGAGCAGAACACGACACCCAGAACCGCAUCAUUCAAGGACAGAAGUCUGCGCUCGAUGGAAUCAUUGCAGAGCUCAGCCAACUGGGAUUCAUGGGCAAAGAACCGGAAACUGCAUCUAUUCCUCAAUCCCUGCGCGCAACGCCUGCCCUGGACAUACAAGAAGCAGCCUCCGUAGAAAGUAGUUUGCCUUCAGCCAAUGCCGGUGAAGAAACAGAAGACGACAAAAUGGUGUCUGACUCAGCUCCUCCAACGGUUGUCAAUGAAGGUCUGAUUGAGGAGAACGACAUCGAGAUGGGGGAGGUUGAAGAAGAGCCGAAGGAUAAAAGCAAGAAGAAAUCCCGGGAGGAACUAGAAGAGGGCGAGGCAACAGAUGCUAGCAGCGAACUUUCAGAACCACCGGACGACUGA